AAAUGUUAUCCAAAUUUGACAUCUGUAAGACUCAAACUAAAAUGAACUUUGACCCUUCAAUCUUCCAUUCCACCAUCUUCUUCUCUUCUUCCCAAGCACACACUGAGCGUAAAUGGUUCAUGCUUACCCUCUCUGUUCUUCCCCUUCGUCCACCUUCUCUGAUUUCACAACUCGCAUUUCAUCCCCUAAUUCUUUCGCCAACCCCAAAUUCCCCAACUUCAAUCAAAAAUCCCGCAAAUUCAAAAUCUUUCUCUCUUUCCAACCACCCAAUUCUCUUGAAGAUGCAAAUCACAAUGACCCACAUGCAAAUUCCUCAACUUUAUCCAAAUCUAAAAUCUGGGUCAAUCCCAAAAUCCUCAGUUCCGGACGGGUUUGGAGCAAAACCCAACACGCCGUCUCUUCUCUCGCCAAAUUGGACAAAUCUUUUGACCCAUCUGAUCCUAUUGAGCAGCAAGUUUCUGAAAUUCUCAAGUGUUUGGGAAACAAUGUUGCAGAACGUGAUGCAGAGCAUGUUCUCCAUAACAUAGCAAACCCUGAAAUUGCGAUUCUUGCUCUUGAAUACUUCAAAAAGAAGCUUGAACCGGAGAGACAUGUUGUUCUUUACAAUGUGUUGCUUAAGCUUUUUAGGGAAAUUAAGGAUUUUGAGAAAGCAGAGAAGGUGUUUGAGGAAAUGCUCCAGAGAGGAGUCAAGCCUAAUGUUGUUACGUUUUCGACUUUGAUUAGAUGUGCUUCUCUUUGUUCUUUGCCGCAUAAAUCUGUGGAGUUGUUUGAGAGGAUGCCUUCUUUCCGGUGUGAACCGGAUCACAAUGUGUCAUCGUCUAUGAUUUAUGUUUAUGCUCGUAUGGGUAAUGUUGAUAUGGCUUUGAAAUUAUAUGAUGAUGCGAAAAAUGAGAAAUGGCCUGUUAGGACAGUGGCUUUCUCUGCUUUGAUUAAGAUGCAUGGUGUGUUGGGAAACUAUGAUGAGUGUUUGAGUGUUUAUAAAGAUUUGAAGGCUCUUGGUGUUAGGCCGCACCUGACAUUGUAUAAUGCUUUGCUGUAUGCAAUGGCGAAAGCUAAGAGGCCAAGGGAUGCUCAGGGUUUAUACGAAGAGAUGAAAAUGAAUGGAAUUUUGCCAAAUUGGGCAACCUAUUCUGCUCUCUUGGAAGCUUAUUCGAGAGGACGGUUAAGUAAAGAAGCGUUGCGUGUGUAUAAAGAAAUGAAGGAAAAGGAGAUGAAAAUGAAUAAAUUUCUUUACGGCAUGCUUAUUGACAUGUGUGCUGAUGUUGGCUGUGUAGAUGAAGCUGAAGAAAUAUUUGAAGAUAUGAAGCGUUCCGAGACUUGUGAGCCAAACCUUAUUGUAUACUCAUCCUUGAUUAACAUGUAUUCAUGCAUUGGGAAAGUUUUGGAGGCGGAAGCCAUGUUGAAUGAAAUGAUAAGCCACGGGUUCGAGCUUAAUAUUUUUGUUCUCACAAUGUUUGUUCAUUGCUACGGAAAGGCCAGACGAACCGAUGAUGUUGUGAAUAUAUUUAAUAAAAUAUGGGAGACUGGCAUCACUCCCGACGACCGUUUUUGGGAUUGUCUUUUGAAUGUGAUGAUCGAACUACCAAAAGAAGAGCUCGGUAAGAUAACAAAUUGCAUUGAGAAAACUAACCCAAAACUUGGUUAUAUUGUGACAUAUUUGACGGAAGGGGGCGAGGAAGAUGGAUAUUUUAUAAAGGAAACAUCAGAACUUUUAAGUUCAGCUAAAGAUGAUGUAAAGAAGUCCUUGUGCAACAGUCUACUUGAUCUUUGUGUCAACCUUGGUGUGCAAGACAGAGCUCGCGACAUUCUUGACUUGGGAUUGACGCUUAAGAUUUAUAGCGAUAUACAAUCGAGAUCUGAAACUCAGUGGUGUUUGAACCUAAAAAAACUCUCAGUCGGAGCUGCUAUGACAGCAUUUCAUGUUUGGAUAGACGACUUGUCUAAGGCUUUUGAAUCAGGUGAGGAGCUUCCACAAAUACUUGGAAUUUGUACGGUCCCUUGGAGACACAGGCGAUCGGAGAAAGACUUGGCUAGUGUAUUUGAAUCAUAUCUGAAAGAACAUAGUGCUCCUUUCCACAAGGCUACUAAUAUGGAUGGCUGGUUUCUUACUACAAGCCAAGAUGCCAAGUCAUGGCUGCAGUCUAGAGGUUCAAUUGAUAGAGUUGUUAUAGGGUUUCUGUUGAGUUGAACCUAAAAAAAUGGCCAGUUUUUAGCCGCAUGAAAUUUUGUGGUGGGUGGUUUAAAGAGAAACACAAGAUUAUAUUUAUCAUGCAAACGUUAUGGCAUUUUGGGUCAAGAAGGUCUGAGAACCUAUUGUGGCGACACAAACAUUACAACCAUCGUUAGUGGCUGAACCAAAUCUGAUUGAAAGAAAAACGUCAAAACACAAAACACAACAGGUGUGACAAGUUCUAACGAAUUUAGAGAGCAAAACUGAUUCUCUUAAGUAUGGGGCUGAUUAGUUGUUUCUAAAGGAAAACAAAGCUGGAAAUUCUCCCAACAUAUUCUUUUGAUGCACUCCUGUCAAAAGAAUAUGUGAAUACAAAGAAGAUUAAAGAAUAUGUGAAGACUAUCAAAGAUGUGAAAGGCAUGUGUUUCUUAAGUUUUUAGUUUAUGUUUUGCUGCAAAUUGAGUUUGAAUGUACUUAUAAUUAUAUGUGUAGUUUUAGCCAAAAUAAGUCAAAGGGGGAGAUUGUUGAUUCUCUGAAUUAUGUGAUUGGCAUUUAUGUUUGGCU
Vicia villosa (hairy vetch) is the source of this 2734-nucleotide messenger RNA. RefSeq names its product pentatricopeptide repeat-containing protein At4g16390, chloroplastic-like. Lineage: Eukaryota; Viridiplantae; Streptophyta; Magnoliopsida; Fabales; Fabaceae. Gene Ontology annotation, molecular function: protein binding. Bases 113 to 2188 code for a protein of 691 amino acids. The record is from RefSeq and is a predicted model, not a curated record. The transcript is spliced from 2 exons. Gene Ontology annotation, cellular component: chloroplast.